AUGGCCCGCGACCGCAUGGCCGAGUUCCUUUCCUUUGUUCCAUGUCGUGCGUACAUUAACAGUCAAACAGCCCCUGUUACUACUAGUACUACUGUCAUAAAAGCCAAUAAUGUGAGCAGCAGCAGCAGCAGCUGCUUCCUGCCCAUAGAUAACGAAACGAAGCCCAUUUUCGAUGCCCUUUCUGGUAUUCAGCAGAUGGUGGAAGGGCUUGGCGUGCUGCACGUCGCGCAGCUGGUGGAGAGCCGCGCGGAGACACGGCAGUGCGUGUACAACGCAGUGGAGAAAGUUGGCGCCUCCUGCCACGCAUGUCGCGAGAUGAUAGCAGUAUACGACAAUACAACGCAACAGAUGGAGCGCGACAUCAGCAUCGGCAGCGGUUGCCGCCUCAAUACGGCAGAGCUGCAGGUGCGGCGCAACAUCGUUGCCUUCAUGGAGCGCCAGCUGAUGCUGCACCUGCACAGCGCCUGGGUGGCGCAGCGGGUGCAUGAGGAACGUCUCAUUGAGGUCACUACGCGGCGCGUCAAAGUGCGCUUUGCAACAGCGGGCGCUGGUGGCGAUAACUGCGACAACUCACUUGCGUCUGGUAUCGGUGAUGCCCAUGCCCGGGGGAUGGCGCAGAAGCUACUCGCGACGGGCAACGAGGAUCAACUGUUCUUCCUAGCUCGCGACGAGCUGGAGCGGGUGAUGCGCACACGGGAUGCUGUGCUUGAACUCGAGCGCGAGAUGCAGGAGAUCCUCAAGCUCUUUGGGGAGCUGCACUACCUCGUGUAUGAGCAGCACGAGUGCCUCUUCACGGUGCAGGAGCAUGUCAACAGGGGCAACCGCAACAUCGAGGUGGCGGUGGAGAAUCUCAAGAAGGCAAAGCACCAUCAGAAAGCCUGCUGUUUUGUGAUGUGA
Messenger RNA from Trypanosoma grayi, 897 nucleotides. RefSeq lists its product as hypothetical. Gene Ontology annotation, biological process: vesicle-mediated transport. Gene Ontology annotation, cellular component: membrane. The transcript has a single exon. The coding region runs from base 1 to 897 and encodes 298 amino acids. The record is from RefSeq and is a predicted model, not a curated record. NCBI's taxonomy places the organism in Eukaryota, Euglenozoa, Kinetoplastea, Trypanosomatida, Trypanosomatidae.